Molecule: messenger RNA, 924 nt
Organism: Asparagus officinalis (garden asparagus)
Lineage: Eukaryota; Viridiplantae; Streptophyta; Magnoliopsida; Asparagales; Asparagaceae
Exons: 3
Coding region: 1-924 (307 amino acids)
Source: RefSeq, a predicted model, not a curated record
AUGUCUGACAUCAUCAAAAGGGAAUUUGCUGAGCUUGCCGUUGAUGGCAGCAAUUACUUGACUUGGGCUUUAGAUAUUGAAAUCUACCUGAAUUCUUGUGAUUUAAGCAGCACUAUUGAUCCAGCUUCUCAGAGCACCUCUGCCCAGAAGGCAAAGGCAUUGAUUUUUCUUCGUCAUCAUCUCAACAAAGACCUGAAAAAUGAGUACCUUACUGAAAAAGAUUCUGCUAUUCUAUGGCAAUCCCUGAAGGAUCGCUUUGACCAACAGAUGGCUAUUAUGCUUCCGCAAGCACAGUAUGAUUGGUUAAACUUGCGAUUUCAGGAUUUUAAAUCCGUAACUCUGAAGCUCUGUAAGCAGAACAUUACAGAGGCUGAAUUGAUUGAAAAGACCCUCUCUACAUUCCAUGCAAAGAAACACAACCAACUUCUGAUGCGCAACCAUAAUUCUAGACCAGUUGGUUCGCAAGUUGUGCCUGAAGCACAUGCCACAAAUCAGAGUAAUACUCAUGGACAUGGACAUGGUAGAGGUCGUGGACGUGGUCGUGGGUCUUAUCGUGGUGGUAGAGGUCGUGGUCAUCGCAAUGCUUAUGGUCUUCAGGAUCGUGGCAAGGGUCAGAACAAGGAUAGAUCUCCUUCAAACAAGCCUAACUCUCAUCAACAGGUUGCAAAUAACAAGCAAGCUUGCUAUCGGUGUGGAUGUGAGGACCAUUGGUCUCGCACAUGUCGUACACCGAAACAUUUGGUUGAGGCCUAUCAAAGAAUGUUGAAGGACUCAAAGGGGAAGUCAAAACAAGGUGAAAAACAUCAUGACAGUUUGCCUGAAGCAAACAUGACCCUGAAAGAUGACAAUUAUGAUGAUAACCUAAAUCUGGACAAUGAUGACUUAUUGAAGAUGGAGCUUGAUGAUUUUGGUGACCAGGAGUGA